This is a messenger RNA of Camellia sinensis, 579 nucleotides long. NCBI's taxonomy places the organism in Eukaryota, Viridiplantae, Streptophyta, Magnoliopsida, Ericales, Theaceae. The record is from RefSeq and is a predicted model, not a curated record.
AUGACGAAACUUUUGGUGAAGGGCAAUUUGUUUUUAUGGAACCCAUCAAUUAGAAAAAUUGUAAAACUUCCUCCAUCAUUGACUCCAGUUACUAGUAAUGUUCCUAAGCUACCUUCUAUAGUUGGAACUGCUGUUGGAUUUGGGUUUGAUCAGAGAAGUAAUGACUACAAAGUUGUGAAAAUUGGGUACCUUGUUGAUUACAAGAGUGGAUUGGAUGUUCCGUGGACGGUGGAGAUUUACUUCCUUAACACUCAUUCUUGGAGGAGAUACAAUUGUGUUGCUGAUUUUUGUAGUGAAACUUUUUGUUUCGGUACAUUCUCUGCGUUUGCGAAUGGGGCAGUUCAUUGGAUUGCGUUUGUUAGUGGUUUAUGGAUUUUGAGAUUUGAUAUGGGUGGUGAGGUGUUUAGGGAGAUGACAUUGCGGAACCAUCUAGUUAAAUUAAGAGAUUCUACAACCAUGUAUGUUAUGGUAUUGGGUGAGUCGCUUGCUGUUGUACAACGUGACUAUUAUUCAAGUUCCCAGACUUUUCAAAUAUGGGUAAUGGAGGAAUAUGGUGUCAAGGAGUCGUGGACUAAUUGA